AUUACCACUGCUGCACUUGUUCGUAACGAAUAGACUAUGUCAAACGUCCCUGCAGCUAUGGAUGUAGACGAAGCCCAGAUUGAUGAGGGCUUAUAUUCUCGACAACUAUACGUGCUCGGUCAUGAAGCUAUGAAGAAGAUGGCAUCGUCUAACGUACUGAUUGUCGGGGUUCAGGGCUUGGGUGUUGAGAUCGCAAAGGAUAUCGUCCUGGCCGGCGUCAAGUCUGUUACCAUCUACGACCCGGAGCCAGUAACGAUUCAAGAUUUGAGUUCACAGUUCUUCCUUAGAGAGGAAGACGUCGGCAGAGCACGUGCAGAAGCCACAUUGCCACGGCUAGCAGAGCUGAAUGCCUACGUUCCCGUUCGCAAUCUCGGCGGUAAACCUGGUCAAGAGAUCUCAGUAAAUCAGCUUAAAGGGUUUCAGGCUGUUGUCCUUUGUGGCGCCUCCUUGGCCAAGCAAUUGGAAGUCAAUGACUGGACGCAUGAAAAUGGUGUCUACUUUAUCGCGACAGAGACUCGCGGUUUGUUUGGAUCCGUGUUCAAUGACUUUGGACCAAGGUUUACUUGCGUGGAUCCUACAGGCGAGCAACCUCUAAGCGGCAUGAUUGCAGAAAUCGAUAAGGACAAAGACGGUGUAGUGACUUGCCUUGAAGAGACUCGACACGGACUUGAGGAUGGAGACUUCGUGACUUUUUCUGAGAUCAAGGGCAUGGAGGAACUUAAUGGCUGCAAACCGUUGAAAAUCACCGUUAAAGGGCCUUAUACAUUCAGCAUCGGUGACACCUCACAAUUCGGUGACUAUGUCUCUGGAGGCAUUUUCACCCAGGUCAAAAUGCCAAAGAUCAUCAGCUUUAAAUCUCUACGAGAGACACUUCAAUCACCCGAGUUUUUCAUGACAGACUUUGCCAAAUUCGAUCGUCCAGCUACACUUCACGCAGGAUUCCAAGCAUUGUCAGAGUACCGAGCUCAACGCAACCGAUUCCCCCGACCGCGCAAUGUGGAUGACGCAAAUGAGCUCAUCACACUUGCGAAGAAGUUUGACUCGGACUUGGACGAAAAGGUAUUGACUGAACUGUCUUUCCAGUCGACCGGCGAUCUAGCUCCCUUGAACUCCGUGAUUGGAGCGUUUGUGGCACAGGAAGUGUUGAAGAGUAUCUCGGCAAAGUUCCACCCAAUGGUUCAGAAUAUGUAUUUCGAUUCUCUCGAGUCUCUACCUUCUGUUUUACCGAGUGAGAAGGACUGCCAGCCAGUGGGCAGCAGAUACGACCGACAGGUUGCUGUGUUCGGGAAGGCAUUCCAGGAGAAGAUUGCAAAUCACAGACAAUUCCUGGUUGGUUCAGGUGCUAUAGGCUGCGAGAUGCUAAAGAACUGGAGUAUGGUUGGUCUCGCGACUGGUCCAAAAGGCGUUAUCCAUGUCACAGACUUGGAUACCAUUGAGAAGAGCAACUUAAACAGACAAUUCUUGUUCCGUGCGAAGGAUCUGGGAAAAUUCAAGUCGGAGGUUGCCGCCGCUGCAGUCACUGAGAUGAAUCGUGAACUAAAGGGUCAUAUCCUUUGCAAGCAAGAGCCAGUCGGCGAGAACACUGAAAAUAUUUAUACUAAAGAGUUUUUCGCCGGCCUGGAUGGCGUUACAAAUGCACUGGAUAAUGUCGCUGCGCGACAAUACAUGGACCGUCGUUGUGUAUUUUAUGAAAAGCCGCUUCUCGAAUCGGGUACUCUAGGGACAAAGGGGAACACCCAGGUCAUAAUUCCACACCUAACGGAAUCUUAUUCUUCAUCGCAAGAUCCUCCAGAAAAGCAGACUCCAAUGUGCACAGUCAAACAUUUCCCGAAUGCCAUUGAACAUACGAUUGAGUGGAGUCGAACGAUGUUUGAUAAUCUAUUCGUCACACCUCCAAAGGCGGUGAACUCGUACCUUACAGAACCAAAUUACGUCGAAGACCUGAAGCACACAGGACAACAACGAGAACAAGUGUCACAGAUCGUUUCUUAUCUGGUGAAGAACAAGCCAUUGACAAUAGAGGAAUGCAUCGUCUGGGCUCGACUGCAAUUUGAAGAGAAGUUCAACAACGACAUUCGCCAAUUGCUUUUCAGUCUGCCGAAGGAUCAUACAACGUCUACCGGACAACCUUUCUGGAGUGGUCCUAAGAGAGCUCCCGAUCCGUUGACUUUCAAUCCAGAAGACCCCACACAUCUCCAAUUUAUCAUCGCCGCUGCGAAUCUCCAUGCCUACAACUAUGGCCUGCGCGGCGAGACGGAUCCUGCAAUCUUCAAGAAGGUGGCCAGCUCCAUCGUACCGCCUAAAUUCGCCCCAAGGAGUGGGGUGAAGGUGCAAAUCAAUGACAGUGAUCCCGAUCCGGAGGCCGGUAGCGGUGGUGACGAUGUUAGCGACCUAUUGAAACAGCUUCCUGCAGCCUCUACUUUCGCUGGUUAUCGCAUGAAUCCGGUAGAAUUCGAGAAAGAUGACGACACUAACCAUCACAUCGAUUUCAUCACCGCCGCUUCUAACCUUCGGGCUAUGAACUACAGUAUUUCUAUCGCGUCUCGCCACCAGACGAAGCAGAUUGCGGGAAAAAUCAUCCCUGCAAUUGCGACAACGACUUCAUUAGUGACUGGGCUCGUGUGUCUGGAGCUUUACAAGAUUAUCGAUGGGAAGAGCAAGCUCGAAGAUUACAAGAAUGGAUUUGUCAAUCUAGCUUUGCCAUUCUUCGGGUUUUCCGAGCCCGUCGCUGCAAAGAAAAGCAAGUACCACGAUACGGAGUGGACUCUAUGGGAUCGCAUCGAGUUCAAGACAGAGCCGACCUUACAGGAGUUCAUCGAUACGUUUAAGAAGGACCAUAACUUGGACAUUAGUAUGGUCAGCCAAGGCACUACUCUCCUUUGGAGUUCUUUCCUUCCAAAGGCGAAGAAGGAUGGUCGGAUGCAGAAAAAAAUCAGUGAAGUUGUCGAGUUAAUCGGCAAGAAGCCCCUUCCAGAGUGGAAGACUCAGCUGAUCCUCGAGGUGAUUGCGAUGGACGAGGAGAUGGAGGACGUCGAGGUCCCGUUCAUUGUUGUAAAUGUAGACCGGAGAGCGUAGGCGAAAGAGCACAGCAGUUGAAUACAUGUACACGUAAAACGCCGAAUGUAGUGUAGUCGUAUAGAUUAAACCUUUUUCACACGC
This is a messenger RNA of Fomitiporia mediterranea MF3/22, 3159 nucleotides long. Its product is annotated as ubiquitin activating enzyme. The coding region runs from base 37 to 3075 and encodes 1012 amino acids. The record is from RefSeq and is a predicted model, not a curated record. Gene Ontology annotation, cellular component: SUMO activating enzyme complex; cytoplasm. Gene Ontology annotation, biological process: protein sumoylation. NCBI's taxonomy places the organism in Eukaryota, Fungi, Basidiomycota, Agaricomycetes, Hymenochaetales, Hymenochaetaceae. The transcript is spliced from 15 exons. Gene Ontology annotation, molecular function: SUMO activating enzyme activity.